Onychomys torridus (southern grasshopper mouse) is the source of this 1711-nucleotide messenger RNA. RefSeq names its product zinc finger AN1-type containing 6 (gene Zfand6). The transcript has 8 exons. The record is from RefSeq and is a predicted model, not a curated record. Bases 263 to 934 code for a protein of 223 amino acids. Gene Ontology annotation, molecular function: zinc ion binding; DNA binding; polyubiquitin modification-dependent protein binding. Gene Ontology annotation, biological process: protein targeting to peroxisome. Lineage: Eukaryota; Metazoa; Chordata; Mammalia; Rodentia; Cricetidae.
GUAUUCAGGUUCGGUUGCUUUGGAGUACAGCUUCAAGUGAAGUUAAUCUGAGGUGAAGCAAACAGAAUUGUGGAGGUUUUGUUGGAAUGAAUCUGAAGUCUGCUGCAGUAAAACACUGAAGGCUUUAAAAUGUUUUCUUGCAUAAAACUCAAACUUUAAGUAGCUGCUUAUGAGGAUAGGAAAGGCAGGAAGCUAAUGUCUAUCUCAAGACACAGGACAGCUGUUUGCUCAUCAACCUCAACUGUGUGUGCAACAGAAGAACAUGGCUCAAGAAACUAACCACAGCCAAGCACCUAUGCUUUGCUCCACUGGCUGCGGAUUUUAUGGAAACCCUCGUACAAAUGGCAUGUGUUCAGUAUGCUAUAAAGAACAUCUUCAAAGACAGAACAGUAGCAGUGGUAGAAUAAGCCCACCUGCAGCUUCUGUCAGCAGUCUGUCUGAAUCGUUACCAGUACAGUGCACAGACGGCAGCGGCCCAGACGCACAGUCAGCACUAGAGUCCACGUCUUCAUCUCUGCAACCAGGCCCUGUAUCAAAUCAGUCACUUUUAUCAGAAUCUGUAGCACCUUCCCAAGUGGACAGUACAUCUGUGGACAAAGCAGUAUCCGAGACAGAAGACCUGCAAGGACCCAGAGCAGAGGGCCUUGUUCCUCUUGAAUGUGAUCCUCCAUCUUCAGUAUCAGAUACAACACAGCAGCCAUCUGAAGAGCAAAGCAAGUCUCUUGAAAAACCAAAACAAAAAAAGAAUCGCUGUUUCAUGUGCAGGAAGAAAGUGGGACUUACUGGGUUUGAAUGCCGGUGUGGAAAUGUUUACUGUGGUGUGCACCGUUACUCAGAUGUACACAAUUGCUCUUACAAUUACAAAGCUGAUGCUGCUGAGAAAAUCAGAAAAGAAAAUCCAGUAGUUGUUGGAGAAAAGAUCCAGAAGAUUUGAACUCCUGCUGGAAUACAAAAUCCUUUGACCAUCUGCAAACUAAAAAUUGACUUGAGGUUUUUUUUCCUAGUCCUUGGGAAUGUAGAGCACCGUAUCUUGCAUAGACCUUUGAAUCAUGCAUGUCAUCAGAAGAAUAGAUUUUUGUUUUUGUUUUGAAAAUGACUCUGAACAUUUAUUUCCAUUGCAGUUUCUGUGGCUGAAAAGAAGUAUUAUCCUUUUAAGAUCAUUUUAAUUUUAGUUGAGUGCAGAGGGCUUUUAUAACAAAUGUGGAGAAAUUCUGGAGGGCUGUGAUUUUUCCAGUAUUAAACAUGCAUGUGUUGAUCUUGCAGUUUAUUUCUCAUUGUGUAUGUAUAUAGCUUUUCUCUGCAGCACGAUUCCCUUUUGAUAAUGCCCUUCUGGGCACAACUAGUUAUCAGUAACUGAAUGUACCUUAAUCAUUAUGGCUGCUUGUGUUUGUUUUGUUGUCAUUAACAAAGGUUAUACAUAUGUUAGCAUAUAGUUUCUUUGCACCCACUAUUUAUGUCAGAAUCAUUUGUCACAGGAGAAUAUGUGCUGAGGAGAUUCUAAAUUUGUGUUUUGUUUUUGUUUUUGUUUUUUUUUUUUCUUUUUUCUUUUUUUUAGUAAGGGAAAGAAAGGCUAAAUGCAUUUCACUGCUGACUGCAAGUUUCUUUCAGAUUACUGUUCAUUGGUCUGUGUGUGCACAAUAUAAAGAGUGAUCUGAAGUCAUUGUGCUGUAUUUAUGUUUAUUCACCAGUCUUUGAUUAAAUAAAAAGGAAA